AUGGCGGCCGGCGUUCGACGGAGAAAACUGAUCGGCCAUAGACGCCGUGUCGAAGACGAAGGCGAGGAGGAGGGUGGUCUCGACCAGCUCGAUCUGGACGAUGACUCGCUUAGCGACGGUUCCUUGGCUUCCGAUGACAUUGAUGCCGCCGACGAUAGCGAUACUAGUAAUGUCGAAGACACUUCGCCUACACGUCCGCCAGUGAAAAAGAAGAUAGCCGGCCGUACUGCGAACACUACCAACGGCACCAAAAAAGCCCACUCUAAACCCACACCUAGCUCUGCCAUACAGAAAAACACAAAACCGAGCAACGAUGUGUCCGACACCGAGUUCAUGUUGAAUGGGCUGAGCCUCUCUGACAAGACCGCUGCCAUAGAAGAGGUUGAGUUUGAAGAUGCGCCAAAGUCGCCCGCAAAGGCGCCCGCGCCUAUUGUCGUCAGCUCAAAUUCCGUGCUGGCUCCAGCAAGAGAGGGUUCACAAGGUCCUCCAGGUGAUCGACGCCGUACGGAGCAUGAGGAAUACAGGCGCAAGCGGGACGAAGAUCCUUCUUUUGUCCCUAACAGAGGGGCUUUCUUCAUGCAUGACCAUAGGCACGCUGGGCCGUCUGCCAAUGGGUUUCGUCCAUUUGGCCGGCCUUCUCGUGGGAGAGGUCGUGGAGUUGGAGGCCCCUUUGCUCCAACCAACUAUCCAAUGCAUAGCCCUUCCGACCCUACAGUUUCUGCACCUUGGGCUCAUGAUAUGCACGAGACUGUCACGCAACCCCCGCCUGUCCGGCAGCCACGAUCCUCUUUCGCUGAUGAUGGACCCCCUAAUGGCAAUGGCUUCAUUCCGACCUGCCCUCAGAGCUCUACACCCAUCAAUCGGAAGAUGUCCGCGGAGAAACUGCUAGGCCAAGUUCAAAUAAGAGUUUUCUUGGCCGGCAUAAAGGAACCCAUUGUGCUCCCUGCUAUCCCUAUGAAGCAGUAUACCAAACUUCCUGAUCAUAGGCCACCCCUAAGACGUGAUAAGCCGGUCAGGAUUUCUCUGCCCGACUUUCCGCAUCGUUACGUCUUCCCGGCUACUGACAGAUCAUUCAUCUUCAUUCCACGUGCUAUGCGUCCAAAUCAGCGAUUGCGAGGCAAGCCGAGAUCUGGCUUAGGAUCUAUCGGAGGGUUUUCGAGAAGAACAAGCGUGUUUGGAGGUAGCGUUUACGCCGGAAGUGCUUAUUCGCCAAGUAUCGCUCUUAGUCGACGUUCGUCUAUCGCCCCGGACAUUAGCAGCAGAGAUUUUAUUGCUUCCCCCACGGGAUCUGCUGUGUCUCGUCCCACACUUCCCUACGACACCACUCGACCAAUCGUCAGGCUACCCCCCCAAGCACGUCAAGAUCAGAGAAUCCCCCCUGCAGGCGAAGUACCAGUUGUGAUGCCCGUGAAUGCUUCGUAUCCCGCUCUUAACGAACGACCCCAGCCCCAAACACACCCGCUUCCUCCAAAGCCUCCCUUUGUGGAGAACAGAAUCGCUCCUAUUCCAAUGCACCAACCCCGCCCCCAGAAAACCGUAUCUGUUGCCAGUAUUGAGUCACCAGAGAAUUCUUACCACCAAGCAUUUCAUCAACAGGUGCCUGUGCAGGUGUCUAAUGGUCUCGGCCAUGAUGCUCAUACUCGCCACCCGUCUUACCCUUCACAGCACUCGACUGGGACACCCCUAUCACAAAUACCAGAGCGCGCUAUUCACGCCGCUCCAUUCCAGCCAAACCAAUUCUCGCAACCUGGCUAUUUCCCAGCUUAUCAAAUGAUACCACCGCAGCAGGGUUACUAUUAUCCGCCGGCUCCCUAUCCUGGUACCAUGCCCCCAAGCGCCAAUGCUUUCGUUCCUGGUUCACAGCCAGGUCAACAGCCUCAGGGUGAGAUUGGAUCUACGCAACCUGCAGGGCAGAACUCACAGAAUCCCAAUCUUGUCGCCCAAGAAGUUAAUGGAAUGGUCUAUUACUACGACGCUUCUCAGUUGCCACCUAUGGCCCCCUAUCCUUAUCCUCCGGCACAAGGUUACCCCAUGCCGAACGUCGGUGUUAAUGGUAUGAUCACACCUAGCCCAGACGGUUAUUACUAUCCCACUCCCGGCGUCUAUUACCCUCAGUAG
This is a messenger RNA of Xylaria bambusicola, 2118 nucleotides long. RefSeq names its product CASC3/Barentsz eIF4AIII binding-domain-containing protein. Gene Ontology annotation, biological process: mRNA processing. The record is from RefSeq and is a predicted model, not a curated record. Gene Ontology annotation, cellular component: exon-exon junction complex. Gene Ontology annotation, molecular function: mRNA binding. The coding region runs from base 1 to 2118 and encodes 705 amino acids. NCBI's taxonomy places the organism in Eukaryota, Fungi, Ascomycota, Sordariomycetes, Xylariales, Xylariaceae. The transcript has 2 exons.